GGACUUAAAAAACAGGUGAACGUACACGUUCACGAACCAAUACAUUUCGACCAAUCAGUGGUAACAGAGGAUUAUUCGUAUGCAUACUUCAGAAAUCUACACCAAUGAAAUCUCAGUGGGCGUGGCCAAAGACUCAACCGGUCUGGUGGCGCUGUCUGCUUUUAGAUCCUCACAGUAGAAUGGCGGCCGCAGCCUGCGGUGCUCGCGGUUGUCCUAAAGCUAAUACAGCCAAACCACUCAAAGAGCACAUGCGAAAAAGCCGGGACUCCCGUCGUAGACAAGCGGCCCUGUUGUUUCUGAACAACAUAUCUUUAGACGGACGACCGGUUUACAAUCUAAACAACGGCGUUGUUCGCCCCAGAGAAGCCGAGAACCGGUGCGUGGAUGUCGCAGAGUCGGCGCCGACGGGUCCCACUCGGUCGACAACCAUCACCAAUGGAACAUACACUCAAGUGUCAGUCUCCGUUAUCGACGAAUCUGCGACCCCCUUACCGAGGACUAACACCCACCCUGCUCCUCUGAGCCCCCCGACAUGUAAUCAAGGGAGUAGCGACGUUUUUACGGAGGAUGUGCGCGCAGAUCCUUCGUCGGUUCAGGGACCCCCCCUUUCCCCAACUUCUGGACCGCCGAAUACAUUUUCUGGAGCCGGCAAAUCACCCAUCCCGUUCCAGGGAUCUACCUCCGUACCUGACCCACGACAAAGGACACGUAACCUCUCUGGGUCUCCGGGGCCUAAGGUUUCCAAGAAGGUGCACUUCAUCAAGAAUAUGAGACAGUAUGAUACUCGAGGAAGCAGGGUUGUGCUGAUCUGUGCCAAGAGAACCCUAUGUGCUGCUUUCUCUGUAUUGCCUUAUGGAGAUAGUUAUCACAUCAGUGACUCAAAACUAGAAGGCCAGAAACAGAGACACUCUUCCGGCGGGGUAGUUGAUAUGGUCCCAGGACUCGAGGGGGUGGAGGUGGACUUUGGAACGACUGUGUCAUACGCACGCUUCCUUCUCCCAACUAAUGCCCUGGUCCGGCAGAAAAGCAGUGGGCUGCCUGAAACCAUUUCGGGUCAGACCCCUAUGUCACGCAACCGCAUCAACGCCCAGAAGAACUUCACACCCUCCCGAAUCAGCAGUAUGGGCCAAGAUACUGGUGCGGACGAGCUAUCAGACUAUGACCCCAAUUUACUCAGCGACCCCCAGUGGCCUUGCGGGAAGCACAAGCGAGUCUUAAUUUUUGCGUCCUAUGUGACAACAGUUAUCGAGUAUGUAAAACCAUCCGACUUGAAGAAAGACAUGAACGAGACAUUCAAGGACAAGUUUCCUCACAUUAAACUGACUCUCAGCAAGAUCAGAAGUUUGAAAAGGGAGAUGCGAACGGUGAGUGAAGAGUGUGGGCUACAGCCGGUUACCAUAGCGAUGGCCUAUGUUUACUUCGAGAAGCUGGUUCUGCAGGGGCGACUGAAUAAACACAACCGAAAGCUGGUGUCUAGCGCCUGCGUUUUACUGGCGGCCAAGAUUAGCAGUGACCUCAAGAAACACGAAGUCAAGCAAUUGAUGGAUAGGUUGGAGGAGCGUUUUCGGAUAAAUCGCAAAGAGCUGAUUUCUCUAGAGUUCACUGUACUGGUUGCCCUGGAGAUGGCACUCUACCUUCCAGACAGCAAGGUCAUGCCCCACUAUCGCAGACUGGUACAGCAGGUCUAAACCGUAGAGGACCCUAUUCAACCAAUCCCAGAUCAGUUGUUUCUUCUCCACUCCCUUUUUCACUUCUAUCAUGUAACUGAUUUUAUAAAUCGCACGGACGCUUACUUCAAACACUGAUUUACAUUUUUUUUCCCAUUUCGUUUUUUUUAAAUAGAAAAACGUCAUUUAUCAACUUCUUAAUCAGAAAGUUUUAUUCUUCGCGAUUUCACUUAUUUAUGAAAUAUUUUUUAUGGAUGACAUUAAUUUAAUUUUAAUUCAUAAUUUAUGUGUUUUGAAUAUUAUAUUUUUUGUAUUCUUUGGGGAUAGGAGUUCUUCUGUACUUUUUUGGGGGGUUGUGGAGCAUUCCGAUGCGUAUCCAGCCAGACACUCUAUGUUAGAGAUGACAUUUAACAGGCGCAUUUAUUGUGCUUCUCUAGGAAGUUUUUUGUAGUCAACAAACAUUCAGAGAGUAAACACCUUGAUUUUAGGGCGAAAUUGUAUUUUUCAGUGAGACACGAUACAUUGUUGAAUAGGUUUAAAUGUAGAAAAGAUUGACAAAUUUAAUUUGAAUGUCUAAGUGCCAUUUUUAAUAGGGUGUAAAAAAAUUAGAAACUGAACUGAUUUUUUUUGUUACAGAUGUUUUUACAUUUGAAUUGUUACAUUCUUUAAAGAGAUGGUUAACCCCAAAAUGAUUUUUUUUUUCAUAGUUUACUCGGUUAUUCCAAACCUUUAUACAUUUCUUCGUUCUUUUGAAAGCAAAAGAGGAUAUUUUGAAGAAUGUUGUAAACCAAACAGUUCUGGGGCACCACUGACUACUAUAUUAGUUUUUUUCUUCUGUGGUAGUCAAUAGUGCCCCAGAAUGGUUUGGCUAGAAACAUUCUUUCAAAUAUCUUUCUUUGUGUCUAAAACAGUAAAAAUUAUACGAACCAGACUGAGUAAAUGAUGACAGAAUUUCCAUUUAUGGCUGAACAUCUCUUUAAUGCAGCUUUGACAAUUACCAUAAUGAAAUCAGUUUUAUUUGAGGUUACUAGUGUAUCCUAUUUAUCGUUUGUCAGAUGUGCAACAUGCUCCAAACUGUAGGUUUAACAAAUGUAUUUUCAGCUGUUGUGUAUUUGGUCACUGAGAAAACCUUACCUCUGUGACCAAAUUUGUGUGGUUUAUGUUGUGCAGUGUUGAAUAUGAGAUAUGAAUUAUUAAUCUUUUUUAUCAGUGUUCAUAAAUGGUGUCUUAUCUUUCCCCCAAUCCCUCUGAAAUAUGCUUCAGGAGUGAGCUAUGUUUACUUUUAAACCUGAACAGUAUCACAGUGUGGAGCAUUAUCACAAUUUCACUAUGCAACAUUUUUUUUAUUCGUACAUCUGUUUUUAGUAUCAGACUUUGAUUUAUGAUUAACAGACAUUUCACUCCUUGGUAAUAAAGCAAUAAUCCACAAGAGGUUAUGGGUAAUUUUGAUUUUACUACAGAAGAAGGGCGGCAUGAAGUGUCAAACCACAUUGCCUGUAGUAAAAUUACAGUUAUGCACAGACUCAAGUGGCUUAUUGCUUUUAAAGUCGGCAUGAAAUAAAAAAUGCAAAUUUGAAUUGUUUUACACAGUGGUACAAUAUUUAUUAUAAAUUAUUUAUCUGUGCAUAUCAUUAUUUUUUUUAAUCCGUCAAAUCUGCUCCCAUUUUGUUGGCAACGCCCAACUUUCAACGAUCCAAUCAGUUCUAGAUGAAUGAAAUCAAGUCCCGCCCUACAUAUGUAUACAGAUUUUUUUUUUUGCUACUUUCAUGCCAACUUUAAAAAUGUGCCAAAAGCAAUUAUGAUGAACAUAAGCGGUUAGAUUAAUAAUUCAUGGCUACGUAUAUACUUUAUUUUUCUUACUGUAAACCAAACACAAUUAAUGCAUGAUGUGGUGGGGCAGGUGUGGUUUUCUUUCCAAAGUGACUCAUCCAAUUAGAAUUCAGGGUCAGAAUGAUUGGUUUGUUUAUUAAAUUCUUGGAGUUUCUUAAUAUAAUAAAGCACAUUGCCACCAUCUAGUGGUGGCCUUUUAAUGUGACAGCUCUGUAUGGUGCAUCUGAAACUUUCUCUCAGGGCUGAGACAGAAAAUCUGUGAGAAAGCAACUGGAACGGAGAGAAUUUUUGUAAUUGUACUUCACUUAUUCUGUAUAGUGUAAAUCGUCACUGAAUUUUGAAGAAUGAAGUGCCUUCUAUUACAUUUGCCGGCACAGUCUUUUAGCCGUACUCUUUUUUUUUACAAGUCACAGUUAUAACAUCGAGACAAUUUUUUGAAAAGCAUGUGGGUUUAGACAAGGUUAAAAAACGUGGGUUUUUUGGAAAUUGUGUGUGUAUGUGAGAAUACAUUGUGUCCUGUGAUACUUUCGUGAAUAUUUUCUGUGGAUCUAGAAUGAUACAAUCACUGUGAGGGUAUCCUGUGACAUUCUGCAUGAGAAACCUGUUUUUUGUGAGUGUUGUUGAUUAUAAAGUCCUUACAAAGUUUAUUUUUUAGAAUUUCCUUUUUUCAGUCUAUGACUGAAAUGUAGUUUGGACCGUUUACUGAUCUUGUGCUGUGAGGAUACUGUUGUUUUGUCUAUUUCAUUGGAAUUAGAUUUAUAAAAAUGUUUAUUUUGUCUGUAAAGUUUGUAUAAUGAAAGAUUGUCUCACCAAAAAAAGUGUCUGUAUUU
Molecule: messenger RNA, 4327 nt
Organism: Triplophysa dalaica
Lineage: Eukaryota; Metazoa; Chordata; Actinopteri; Cypriniformes; Nemacheilidae
Gene: cables2a
Product: Cdk5 and Abl enzyme substrate 2a
Exons: 9
Coding region: 105-1688 (527 amino acids)
Biological process (GO): regulation of cell cycle
Source: RefSeq, a predicted model, not a curated record